Messenger RNA from Pocillopora meandrina, 9770 nucleotides. Lineage: Eukaryota; Metazoa; Cnidaria; Anthozoa; Scleractinia; Pocilloporidae. The record is from the annotation of a GenBank genome assembly.
GUUUCCACAGAAACCCUGUCGAUCACAGCACGCGCCUCCCACCCAAGAAAGUAUCUUAUUGCACACAUUGCUUUCAAUCCGGCCACAUUCCGGAUGUCCUGACCGAACAGGCUAGAAAGCAAAGAGACAACGUCGAAAGACAUAAGGCGUGCUAUCGGAAGAACACAAAAAUGGCGUUUCUAAUCAAUCGUGUUACCCCAGAGCCAGUGCCACCCUCAGCAGACGAAGAGGGAACCGAGUUAUCAGACUCGCUUGGCUCCAUGAAAGAAAAGGGUUGUCUAAUCAAUAACAAUGAGAAGGAUUCUUCUGAGACAACUGAUCAUGGUGGUGCUAAUGAAUGUCAAGAGGGCCUUGACGGCCUUCCCGAAACCGAUGUAAUAAAAAAUGGUACGAAUAGGUUACAAAAUGAAAGGAGAAGCUGUUCACCUCAUUCUAAAAGACUUGACUUAUGGAAUCUGGAGGAAAAUUUGUCGUCACGGCGAUCUUCCGCCUGCGAUCGCGUUCUUUUGUUGACUAUGUGUCUCAUGUCGGCAGCCGCACUGAUGCUCACCUUGUUGAUGAUGUUUGGAGUGGUUGGACCAAUGCAAUGUUCCUGCUCUGGGAAAACAGGUAAUAUUUCUUACCAUGUUCAUUCAUAUUAUGGUUAUUUUUUUUUGUAAUCAUUAUCAUAAUUUUCAGUCAUGAUUUAAAAUCGAAUCGGUGGGGAAAUAUUCCAGAAUUUCCGGCCAGUUUUCGUACUCUUUAUAUCACAGACCGCGUAGGUUUCGAUGCUUGAAAUUUAUAGAUAUCUUUGCUAAAAGGCAAACGAUACAUAGAUCAUCGGCCGUUGCGUGCUCAAAAAUGUCCUCUCUUACUUGUGGGAAUAGAUUAGUUGAUGCCGCAGCUAACGAUUUUGAAAUUGCUUUAUUAGGUAUUGAAUCUUAUUGUUGUUUGGACAUGACACACGUUAAAGACAACACCGUUAAUGAAUUUGCUCACGCAAGAAAAAUAACCCAUUUGGUUUGCCCAACAUUGUUCAUAGUCCAACUAAAUCUUGUUUUGACGUAUUUCCGGUGUUUGAAACGUUCACUACGCAGAUGCUUAUGGGCUUUGGGUGAAGUUGAAUUCAAAGAAUACCGUCACUUGCGGAGGACAUUUCUUUAUAAAAAUUCUGACAGCUAUUUUUAGACUAAAGUAAAAAAUGGAGAACUUUCUGAACAACAGCAUAAGAACAUCGAAUUGAAGAAACCCUUAUCAGAGGUUUUUUAAGCGAGUAUAAGUUCAAUCCAAGUGAUGUCGUAUGUUAAAAAACAAAAAAACAAAAAAACGAUGGAAAACAGAGCUUGAAAAUUUGUUGACCCUUUUGUCCUCGUCAGAUCAUUAAAGGAUUUGUCGAGAAACGUUAUAUGAUUUAGCUAUAGAUUAAAGAUGUCAGAGAAUGAAAUGUUCUGAGAGAAAAGAAAAAAAACAAAGCAAAACCUUUCGUACACUCGGAAAGAGGCAAUUGGAAGAACAGAAAGAAAGUGAUAGGGUUUCGAUCAUUGGGACACGGGAUUGCGUGAUUACAUGGCUUAGGAGUAAUCAAACACUUUAGGUCAAUCAAAUACAGACUGAGCACUUUAUUUGUAUUUCAAAUUUCGAUGGUAUCAACUGUGUCUGAACAUCUGAUAACACCAUCAUCCACUUUUUCUUUCGUAAGUUUUACGAAAAGUUGUCGUCAGUAAACACCAUUACCGUAACUUAUAAGCAAUCAUCUCCGCGGCCAUUUGGAGCGUAAACAAAAUAGCUUUCCAUACAUUCCAUGAAUAUCUCAUUUCCACAGCAACUGAAGACGACGAUAAUUACAAAGUCUGCGUCUUUUCUUCGUUUUUCUCUUUCUUAUUAACAAUGAAUUGUAUAGACUCAGGAUACUUGUGCAAGCGUUAUUACAGUUCCACAAACAACCUCAAACUAGUUUUUGUAAAGAAAAACAAUUAGGGGGCAUUUCAAAUUUUAAGUCAAUUAUAUUUCAUAAAAUGAAACAUUGACAAAAAAUGUAGCAAUUUAAAUAUGGAAUAGCUGUCGAAACAAGAGCUCUAUCCAAUCGAGUUUCCCAGAAGGCUUUUUUAUAAGAUUUGCAAAGACGUAUUUUUAUGAAGGUAUUAACCCCGGAGCUGCCUACUUAAAAGCUAUUGAGCAAUAUCCAAAAUGAUAUGUUCUUCUAGUAUAUUUGCGUUACCCACGAAUGAUUCAAGUGUCGUUCUGUCAUCUUAUUUCAAGGAUGGCGUGAAUAUAAGGUCAAAAGGAUCGUGAAUGCUUUAAUUUCUGACUUUCAAAGAAUCACCACUCCAACGAACAAUAUCACGUUUUGAAAAUUUAGCGAAAGGCCUUACGACCUCAGUAUCUACACUUUUGCAUUAAAUAAUGUUCUAGAUUUUACAUGUUUGACGCUUGGGUAAAGUUAGCGAUAUCCAUGUCAAAAACGACGGCUAGAGCUUUGAAAUAUCACACAAGGAAAACAAAGGGUUAUGACUUAAGGUUUGCGCCUGUUAAAUCCAUUCUAGCUUAAUCUCUCCCGGCCCGUCUUUAAAGUGGACAAAGACUUCAUUACGCUGAGAAAUGUUAUCUUAACAAAAAAUGUGUAAUGUGGGAAAAAAAAAAAAAAAAAAGAAAAAAAGAACGCUUGGAGGGGGAGAAGCAGAAAUGUCAGCAACGGCAAAGCAGAGAGGGGGCCAGCUCUCAGCCUGGCUCACAUCCGGCAAUCCCGUUUCCGCAUGAUGUAGACAUACUGUUUCGAGCGAGGAUCAACCAUCUUCGCUUUCACAUCACCCCGUAAGGAGAGCCUCACCAUCAUCGUUCCUAUCUGAACGUAGUAUAUAAUUAGUGCUAACAGAAAGUUUAAUUUGGACAUUGCCGCUUUGGAUUAGCGAAAUAGAUUAGUCUACGCGGGGCGAUUUAUUCACUUCGAGUUGUCGAUAUCCUUUACAGUAUCCAUUUACAAACAGGCCUGGAUCAUAAAAAAAAGCUAACAUGAGGGUUCUAUCAGUCAAAAUAUCUCCGAAUGUGUUCUUACGUUAAAACCCUGCCUCAGCUUAUUAUAUAUUGUCAUCAAUUGUCACUUUGACUGAAAUAGCAACAUACUUCGAAAGUGAUAGAAAAUGUGCUGAUUAACCGGCCAAAACGUGUCCGUGCACAUUCCACAAUCGAUCAGCUUCAAUUACUCUAGUUUCUUUUAAUUGUAUGCCUCAAAAAUUAACUGAAUGCAGCAUUUAAUUAAUAGUCCAAGAGAUUUUUUUCAUGAGAUUUUUCGAAGGCUAAUGAUUCUUUUUUUUUUUUUUUUUUUUUUUUUGAAAAUUGUGUUACACCAUUUAAUUCAAAAAUUAGAGUAUAGAAAAUGAGCAAUUUUCCUCUAUUUUGAUUUCAUUUGAGGUUACCGCGAGGUAGGAAAUUCCUCUUGUAGAUAAUAAAUUAGCCCUCUGAGGUCAUCCCUAAUCAGUGUUAAUAAAAUUAAUGUUAAUGUGAGCAAUAAAAAAGCGAAUCCAGUUCCUAUCUUUAUUCUUUGUUUGUUACUGUCCUAUUACAUCUCUUUCUUUAAUUUGGCUGAAUAGUGGUUUACGGUUUCUUAGGAUAUGAGGAAGAAUAUCGUAUUUAUUUAGCUUCGCUUAACUAACGAAUAAUCUAUCUUUGAAAUAUAAUGUGCGUUCUUCAAAAGGGUAUCUUAAUGAUGUGAGCCACUUAGCACCAAGUUAGCGUCAUGUAGUACGCAAAGGCCGAAGACAUUGUAAAUAAUGCAAACGUUCCGAGUCAUUGAAUUGUAAAUAGUAAUCGAAGGCUCCUUAGAGCAAAAUUAUUCAUUUAUUUCAUCUUUUUCCAAUAUCUAGAAGCGUUUCUCGGGGCACUAAUAUGCGUAGAUAAUUAAUUAUUAAACAGAAUUCUGUUUUUGUCAAAUUCGAAGGAACGUAAAAUGCUGCAAGCCAUAAUCGACUCUUUUCCAAGUCCAGAUCGUAGUGUUCUUUUACUUCUCUAUUUCGACGUAAUUUCUCGUAAAUGUAAAGCUGUUAAAAAAGUCAUACAAUGUACCUUCUUCCUUACGAAUGAUGAACUAACUUGGAAAAAUAUUUACCUAUAACAAGCAGGAAAGAAGGCCUUACUUACCAUAUUUUUGAUAGUUGAACAGCUAUUACUCUUGACAGUGACCGUUUGUACUAGUUCAAGAAUAGUAUGUCUUAUUUCUCCCUCUUUUAUUCGAAAAAUAUUUGAUGAAUGGUUUCAAAAUCUGCUUAUCGAAAGAUUUCACUAAGGGAUGUAUAAUGCUUCAACAUGUGUUUAUUGAUUCAUCUUUUAUCUACUUAUCCAUCUGUUCAUCUUUUCAUUUGAAAUUCUUAACUAUUUUUGUUCACAUUUUUUAUGUUUUUCUUAUUGUCUCCCCUUUUCUAGAAACGUCAGAACUUCAAAAGAAUAUGCAAGAGUUGGAGAGGAACCUCUCUGCAUUAAGAGAUUACUCGGUAGGAGUAAUUCUUAAUCAAUAGCAGUGGUCAGUUAAAAGCAAAAGUGCACUGACGUGAAAUACAUGGGUACAUGUAUGUACAUAAGACUAAAGGCCCCAAAAGGACUUUUAACUCCCUGAUUGUUAGUAAUGGUACAGAAAUAUACAUAUUAUAAAAAGAGCUUUAUAAUUCCCUGGAGCGCAGGCUAGAGGCAUCGUUUUUGUGUUAACAACACUGCACUUCUUCUGCUUCGACUUCUUCAAUGUGAUGAUCUAAAUUUUAUUUCUAAUCCGAGACUGUUGUGUGCCUGGGGGAGCCUGAUAAACAGUGCUAUAGGUUAUUUUAAGUGUCAUUAUCACAGACAUUAUCAGUGUUCUCCUAAUUUUUUGAACCACCUUUGAAAGAAUAGCAGGUGCGAACCUUAUCAUGCAAAUUGCACACCUAUAUAGCCAUCAUCAUCGUUAGAUCACUAUGAAUAAGAAAUGAGAAGAGAGUAUUAUUCUACAAAGAAACUUGAGCAGGAAUAUUGAUUUGCAUUCUUUCUUAUUGUUAUAGGUUUCAGGGGAUGUAGAAGAACUGAAGAAAAACGUAAGUUUGCCAUUCAUUCACCUCCACCCCCUUUAAUAAUCGCAAUGAUCAUCUUAAUGUUAAUAAUCACAAAAAUGAUAAUGAUUGUAAAUCAUCAAUAACAAUAAACCAUUCAUCAAAAAAAUGAUAUAAUGUUGAGUAGUUUCUUUUCUUUUCUUCCUUAUGUUAGGUCUCAGCAGAGUUGGAGGAGCUAACGAUAAAGGCAAGUUUAAAUUCAUCCAUUUCCAGUUCCAUCUAUAUUAGGAAAAAUUUCUAUUCGUGGACUUAGUUUAACAUGAGUUUCUUACCUUAUGGCAGAUGGAAACGGAAAUGGAAAACAUUAAAAAAGAGGUAAGUUUCAACAUAAACAUUACGAAUGUAUCGUUAUCUGAAUCUCUCACUGUUACAGUCCUUAUCAUCAUUAUGUUCAAAAGCAAAACAUGGACUUCUCUACUUAUUUCACUAACUUUAGUAGGCCCACUAAUUCUUUAACACAAUAAUUUGGCCCAUUUCAUUUUUUAGGGCAAAAACACAGAGCUAGAGGAUAUCCGUCUCACAGUACAGGAUGCUGCCCAAACAUUGACUGGUCUGAAUACAAGUGUAAAUGAGAGGUUUCUACAUUUUGAGCAAAGAAUUAUGCAACUGGAUCAAAAGGUACAUAUACUUGAAUUUGUUUUUGUGUGUCAUUGCGUACUGAAUUUCGAAUCAACCUCUGACUGACCUGAUCUGAGAUAUCUUGCAAUGCCAAGUCAUUUCCCUGAGCCGCACGAUAUCAUGGUCUCUUUGAAUUAAAGUUAAGCUAUCUAAUGCUCAUCACAAAGUUUGCGGUACACAUAUGCCUCUAAGCCUAACGCAAAAACAGAGACUGUUUUCCAUCGUGAGUAAAAAAGAGGAUUUUCGAAGAUUGUCAAACGUAUAACUCCUCACAGUUUGCAAGGUUCAGCGUUUGAUAUUUGGGAUACUCUUUUUUUUGUAUUUAAUGUCAAGCUUGGAAAUGUCACAAUCGCGAUUAGCUUCAACUCAGCCUAUUGUUCCAAAAGUUCCACGACGGACCGUAUGUACCGACUUAGGCGAGUAAUUGAUACUUUUAUGAAACAUUUCGACUGUUUACAUGGUCGUUACCUAAAGCUAAAACUUGUAAAAUGAUAUGCAUUUUGGUAUAGGCAUAGUUUUUCAUUUAUCACUUGUUUCACGCCUGUUUAUGGACUCAUUAUUUCCCCUUCGCAAGCUUCGUGAUAAGGCAACUGACACAUUAUUUCUAUCUUUUAAUAGUCAAGAAAAUAUCCGUAGUUCUCGCUAUGAGUAUUUUGGCUUGAUUGUGUCGGGCCAAAAUACGAAGAGCCUGUUUGAUGGGCCGAAGAGUACAAAAACAUAUGAUUGAGUUAUAGAACGAUCAAGUAUGAUUAACUUCCCAAGAGUUUUAAAAAUAUCUUGACCAUUGACUAGGGGUAUAGAUAUAUCAGUGAUAAGGGAUGGUGUGGUGUAAGCCUAUAGACCAUGAUGGGCAGUCAUGGUCAGUAUGGUUAGAUCGAUAAAUCUGUGGUGACCAUUCCUUACCAUAUUAGUCCAAGCUGUAAAAAGAUAAAACUCCGUAGUUCGCAGUUUAGUAACAAAUAAUCCAAUAUUUAGCAAAUAAGCAUGGUAAAGGUCUCCAAUGUAGAGCGUUUCUCACAACCAACUUAGGUCAAUGUUGUUUUCCAUCAAUGAAACUUUUCAUCUGUGAGCCUCCCGUUUUAGCAAUGCCACUGCCACUAUCACUGUCAUUUUCACUGUCAUUGUCUCUGUCACUGUUAUUUACACUGCCACUUUCACUAUCACUGUCAGUGUCGCUGCUACGGUCACUAUCGCUUUCACUUUCACUUUCACCUGUCACUGUCACUAUCAUUGUCACUGUCACCAUCAUUGUCACUGUCACUAUCACUAUCACUGUCACUGUCACUGUCACCGUCACUGUCACUGUCACUGUCACUGUCACUGUCACUGUCACUGUCACUGUCACUGUCACUGUCACUGUCACUGUCACUGUCACUGUCACUUUCAUUUUCAUUGUCAUUGACACUGUCACUGUCAUUCUCAUUGUAAUUGUGGCAGUUGGCAUUGUCAUUAUAAUUGUCAUCAUUUUCAUUGUUAUCAUUAUUGUAAUGGUUAUUGUAAAUAUCAUUGUUGUUGCUGUAUUUUAUUUAUUAUUGAGUAGGUGAAAAAUACUACUGGCAGCACGAGCGUCAGAGGACCACCUGGAGUCAACGGUACUAAUGGUGACAUUGGACCUGCCGGACCUGCCGGACCUGCCGGAUCUCCAGGAUAUAAUGGUACAAAGGGGGACAUUGGACUUGCCGGACCUGCUGGACCUGCCGGACCUCCCGGACCUCCCGGACCUCCGGGAUAUAAUGGUACUCAGGGCCCUGCAGGACCAUCUGGACUACCUGGUGUUCAGGGUCUUCGCGGACCAUCUGGGUUCAAUGGUACCCAGGGUUCACCUGGACCCGGGGCCAGUUCCUGCGUUUAUAAGAAUUUAUCUAGCCCUGGCAUGUCAGCAGCCUCGAUCGCCCGACAAGAAAUUACAGCGACGGAACAAAACGUAUGUUGAGUUGAAGAUUGCGAAAGUUGAUUCUGUUUGAUUCUGACAAAAAAAAUAAGUAUCUUAUUGAAAAUACUUUACGAAAUAUUAACACCUAUGACAAUAUUUACCGGUCCAAGGAGUUGUCCAAAUGUCCUAAAGCCUCCCUUAAAGUCAGAAAGUUGAGCCAUAGGCCGCAUCCAUUUUGAGAAUCAAAGCUAAUUUCCGCUCUUUUAAGUCUUAAAUCUCCAUCAUCAUGAAAACAAAAAAAAAUUAGAAAACCUUAAACAACUUGUUUCGAAAUACAGCACAAACUUGUUGAAAAAGUUCAUUUUGCUGCCAAAUGUAAGAUAAUUUUUUUUUUAUUCAUUUAUUUAUUUUGACAAUUUCAUACCUUUCAGUGUAUUUAGAGUUAUUUCUUUAAUCCCACACGGAGCAAUGAUAUUCUCGGUCUGUCAUGGAACAAAAAACGUUUGCAAAUAUCAGUUUUACAAAAAAUUCGCUUGGCCCGGUUUCAUGACUCUGUAUCUUGCCCUAUGAGUGACAACGAAAAUCGAUUUUACACGAAUGACCUGCCCGCCGAGGGAACCAGUAAUCCAGCGUACAUGGCCAGUAUUAGAAAAUACGUGGAUUUUUCUCUUCUUACGUUCCUAGACGUAUAGGUUGUAUUUGUGAUAUCCGAUUUCAGCAUGGAGAACUCACAGUAAGAAUUGCCCAGAUUGUAGACGUCGGCUUUCGCGACGUCGUGUGUACACCCCCAUCGAAAAGGAAAGAGAUGUUUUGCUCAUUUCGAACUCUUGACGUAGUUUUUCAUUAUCAUCAGUAUUAUAUUAUUAUCUUUUUUUCCUGCCAGGGUAAAAUCUUUAUUGGCGUAAACUGUGAUACAAACGACGCGAAAGUUGCUAAAUUAACUAGCUCCCACUCAGGUGGAAAGAGAACCUACAAGUGCUAUUGCGAAGGUACCCUAACAAGUGGAGAAGCAAAGAUGUAUUGCAACAUGCACUACUGGGAGUGUAGGUCAUAAGAGGAAAAACGGAAAGCCAUUUAACGAACAGGACUCUUUGUAAAGAAGAUAAUACAGUGUUGAAUCAGAAACGAGACGAAGAACAAUUCAGUGGUUUAACGUUAAUUCUAUUUUUCAAAUAUGCCCAGUGAACUAGGUUUUCUUUUAGAGGGCAUUUCAGUUGAGUGUUGUAAAACCAAAAUCAAAGGAAAGUCAAAGGAGCAUAAUCAGGAGGAGGAGUAACAACAGGUUAUCUGCCCUAAGCGUGAGAAAACGCAAUAAACCAAGAUUGCAAUUGGAUUUAGUUUUCAAUCUGACUGAUUUAAAGUAUGGUGUGAGUUUCAGUUCUACACCAAUCAUAUUGCGAAGUACGGCAAAACCAAAGCAAAGUAGCAUUACUUUCCACACUCAGUUGAAAUCACCCUAUUUAGCGAUAUUGUGUUUACUUUACCUGAUGUCGAAGUAACAAUUCAAAAAUAUCUAAAAUUUAAUAGGCUGAGACUUUCCUGUCAUUCAUACUCAUUCAAAGGUGUACAUGUUUUAUUUAAUCAGAAACUCGGUUUCUUUUUCACCACUAACUUUCGCGCCCGUUCUUUUUGCCCUAGCUUUAUUUACCUUCUUACCACUUGGUCAAUACCGCAAAGAAUUAUCUUGAGUCUUUUCCCGUACAAAAUUUGUCCAUCUUUAAACAGGGGCGUAGCCAGGUCUUUUAAAAAGGGCUCACAGCGUCAAACAAAGGGUAUCUAUUAUAACCUAAAACAAUAACGCAUACAAAUGGGGGGAGGGGGGGAGGAGGGGGCAACAGACGACGCGUGACGCGGGUACCUAAGAACCCUAGGGAAAUCCCCCAGCUACGCCCUUGUUAUACCGUGGAAGAAAGUUUUGUAAAACUAAGUGGUCAUGUUACCCAGAAACCUCUCAGUUUUACUACGAACCGUUGCUUUCAUAUACUUAAAUCAGCACUUAUGUUUGUUAUCAAUGCUAAAUAUAGACUUCAGUCCCUUACAAUAGCUUCCAAAAAUAUUUUGUUUCAUAUUGUAUUUUAUACUAAACGGACGAAAAAGAGGUAUUUGGUAGUAUAUCAAGUUAAAAAGGAGUACUAGCAGCCACAAGCGGAUAACAUCUAAAAUCACCGCUACUUAAGCGACUGACAUGUUAUAACUGUCGGAAAUAUGGCUCUCAAAGGAAACUUGAUGUG